CGGAGGUGACGCGCGGCCGCGCGGCACGCGGCGCCAGGGGGGCAGCGGGGAGCAAGGGCCGCGCCAUGGCGGCGGCGGCGGGCGGGCGGCGGGAGCUGCUGGCCCUCAUCCACCAGCACCUGCUGCGCGCCGGGUACGCCAGGGCGGCACGGGAGCUGCAGGCGCAGCUCGGGCAGAAGCUGCUGCCUUCCCUGGCCACCUCGCUGGAGGAGAUCUUCACCCACUGGGAGAAAACUCCCUCGAAUUCCAGGAGAAGGAAGGUGAGCGAUGACGAGGCAGCCAUCCCAGAAAAGAUCAGAGUUCCUGAUCCCGUGAGCAGCUCUGAGAGCUCAGAGAAGGAAGAAGACGAGAAAGAGAAGACAAAACCCGUAAACGCAGCCAGCCGUUCCCUGGCCGCGAACUCAGCAGUGAGUGCAGAAAGCAGUGAAGAUGACGACUCCUCGUCAGAAGAAGAAAUGCCAGCUGGAAAAGGUGCAAUUAAGGUGACACCAGCUGUGGAGAGCAGCAAAGCUGCCAACUCGCUGCAUUCUCCGCAUAAACCCAGCGCUCCAGCAGGCAAAGCGGCGCUGCCCUCUGCUGCAAACAGAACUGUGCUCUUGAGUAAGCAGCAGCCCAGUGCACCGGCUGCGUCUCCGGCCAAGGCUGGGCAGAAACAGCCCGGUCCUGGGAAACCUGGACAAGCUGCAACAGCCGUGAACAAAGGAGGGCAAAGCAAAACGCCGGUAACAACCAAAGCACCUGAAAGCUCCAGCGGCAGCAGCAGCAGUGGCAGCGGCAGCAGCAGCUCCUCGUCAGACAGCGAGGAGGAAAAGGAGCCUCCUGCUGUGAAGACCGCAGCCCCCAAAGUGGAACUGAAGCAGGCAGCUGGGGCUGCUGAAAGUAGCAGUGAGGAAUCAAGCGAUGAGACGUCUGAGGAGGAGGAGCUUGCGACUCCAGCAGUCCAGGCAAAACCAGCUGUUAAAGCAGCGCAGGUUAAUUCCACACCUGUGAAAAGCGUUAAUGCAACACCUGUGAAAAGUGCACCUGCUGCUGCAGCGCCCGCCAAGAAGAGCGCAGCGAGGCCAGCAGCAGUGCCACCAAACCAGGCCAAGCCCGGGUCAGCGACGGUUGCUGGGGCUGCAAAGGCUGACGACACCUCGGAGAGCAGCGACUCCUCAGACAGCGAAGAUGAGGAACCUCCGUCAGGAACCCAAACGAAGCCACCUCCAAAACCCUCCCAGGCCAUCCCACCCCCAGUGAAAACCACACCAGCAGCAUCGCUCGCCAGCAAAGCAGCUCCAGCAAAACCCCUUCCGCUGUCCCAAGGGAAGCCAGCACCGAAACCAGCAGUGCCAAAGCAGGCUAUAACCGUGCCGGGAAGGACUGCUGCUCCCACAAAGCCUGCUGGAAGCACAAAGCCGGAGGAGAGCACUGACUCCUCGAGCAGUGAAGAGGAGGAUCUGCCUAUGCCUGUCAGCCAGAAGAGGUUAACAGAACAGCCCGGGCCUGUUCCCGGCCUGAGCCAGGCUAAAGCUGGCGUGCUUGAGAAGGCCGCGGGAAGCACUUUGAAAAGCCCGACCUCAGAAAGCGGGAGCAGCGACUCGUCUGACAGCGAAGAGGAGUCCCCGGUGGCACAGCCGCAGCCUCCGCAGGCUGGUGAGUCUCCUGGUAGCGGCCGGGAUCCCUCACUUCCAUCUUUGUGCUUUGUGGAACUGCCCGGGCUGUUAGUGAGAGUUCCUCUUCUGGACAGCCAAGGAGAGCGACCGCUUCUUGUGGUGAUGAUCCCUUGCGUUUUCCCUGCAGCGAAAACCAGUGCCGUGCCCCAGCCAACAAGCGGGAAGACGGUGCCGGCUCCCACGCCAGCCCCGGUGCCAGCCCCAGCCCCUCCUCCUGCGGACAGCAGCGACGAUUCCAGCGAGGAGUCGGAUUCAGAUGAGGAAGUAGUUCCCCCCACACAGAGCCUGUCCCAGCAGAACAUCAGGCCAACCGCGGCUUCCAACACGGUGGCUGCCAGGGCUGUGGCCCCGUCACCUUCUGGGAAGGGGAUAAAAACGCCUGCUGUCCCUCCGGUGUGCAGAGUGCCUGAGAGCUCGGAGAGCAAGGCAGUGGUGGGAGAGGCCCUUCCUCCUCCUUGCCUAAAGCAGACAGCUUCUCCAGGGAAAGCUCCUCCAGCCAACGCUGCUGCCCCGCAGCCUGCUUCGGCGCUGAGGAGCCCCACGGACAAGUCGAAGAAGCCAGGCCCGCAGCCAGCACAGGACACCAGGCUGAGCCAGGCUGCGCCCCCCACCCAGGCAGAGGAGACCUCGGACAGCAGCAGUUCCUCCGACAGCGAGGAGGAGACGCCCAAGCAGCCCCCUAAACCUGCAGGCGUGCUGCAGAAACCGGGAGGGACUGAGCCAGGCCACAGCUCCUCCUCGGACUCCAGCGAGGAAGAGGAGGCAGUGUCACAGUCCCUCCUCACAGGCUAUCCGGGCCUCUCCAAUGCCCCGGCAGCACCUCAGGCACCAAAGACAGUUCCCCCCCAGCCUGUAAGCAAAGCAGGGCAAGGAAAAGCAGCCGUGCCUGCCGCUAGCUCCCUCGCCAAGGUCCCUGUGAGAGCAGCCCCAGCUGACAGCUCCAGCAGCGACAGCAGCGACUCCGAAACAGACGUCGAGCAGGUGCCUGCAAACCACAGAGCAGAAACCAACCCCCCUCCAGGACAGGAAGCCGCAAGAGCCUCCAACAAAGAGAAGGUGGCAGGAAAAAUGGAUCCAGGUCAUACCAACCUCAAGCCUUCCCCGGUCAAGAAAGCCCUGGCUGUGAAAGAGAAUGAUGUUGGGGCAAAAGGGACACAUGUGACCCCCGUGCUAGGAACACUGCUUUCGGUCCCACAGUCAGAGGAUUUGAGCUCGGGGAGCAAAAGUGACAUCAUAGCUGCCAAAAUUCCAGCAGUACAAACGCUGGGAGGGUCGGAAGAGAAAAAGAAGAAGAAAAAGGAGAAAAAGGAGAAAAAAGAGAAGAAGGAAAAGAAGAAACCUUCCUCUGCAGCAGGCAAGGCUGUGAAAGCAUCGAAGAGCAAAGACAAAGAGAACAAGAAGCAGAAAGCAUCUCAGAAGCGGAAACUGCCAGGAGAGGACGGGGCCGUUGGGCAGCCUAAGGAAAAGAAGCGGAAGGGGCAAGCUAACGAAGAAGUACCCAAAAAGAAGAAGAAGAAAGCUGAUGACCUGGAGAAGCAGACAGGCAGCAAGGAAAAGAAAAAAACAACUAAAAGUAAAAAAAAAGAGUGGGAAAGAAAAGAAGAGCAAAAAGGGGUCUGCAGAAGGGGAGCUGGCAGCAGACGGCUCUGCUGAAGUUCAGAAGAAGAAGAAGAAGAAGAAGAAGAAAACGGCUGAGCCCGAAGGGAUGUUGUGAGAAGGUACAUGGCCCGUGGGAGCUAUCAGUUGGUCCCUCUGAACGGCGGUAACCUUGGCCAAAUUCAGUACUCCUGAGCCAGUCUUGGGAAGACAGUGUGCCCUCUAACCACCCACUGUGUGAGCCAAGCUGGCCCUAUGUUAGAGAGCCAGGGAGCGGAGCAGUGUAAGGAAAGCCAUAUAGAAGUGUGCUGGCUUCUGGAUGUGCUUGACCUCAACUCUAGCUGCUGAGAACUGGAUGUCCAGCCUAGACGUUGCUGUCCUCUGUCAUCAGCCUCGCAGCGUCUGUCUGUGCUGACCACAGGGAGCUUGGAAAAGUAAUGUGGAUUAGCUGGCGAAGUUGUAGCCGGCUGGAAGUGGACCAGAUGAAUCUGCCCUGGCUCUGCUCAGCUGUAAGGCUGUUACUCUCCUCCCCAUCCCUAACUCUUUUAAAUCCUCUCCCCAAAGGUACCGCAUCCCUGUGAUUAAGGAUUUAUGGGUGAAGAUCAAACAGAAGAGAGGAAAGGAAGCUCAUCAGGAGAAUUCCAACUUUUUUUUUUUUAACACAAUAAUUUAUAACUUCUUUUAACUGUGACUUUUAGAGCAGGGCAGUAUAACUUUCUGCUGCCUCCUGUCCUGCUGGGGCCCAGAGCUGUGUUUAUUGCCCUCCCCAGCAGCUCGCCUGCUGCACUAGAACUGAACCGAGGGAGGCGGUUUGACCAGAGAAGAUCCAGCUCGCAUAGACUGCUUUCCUCCUGGUUGACACCCAGCCAUCUUUCUCUUCACAGAGCUAUAUUUUUAAGAGAAACUUUUACUCUCUCUCUUUCCCUUCUGUGACUCGUGGUGUCAGUCCUUUUGCUACCGACGGAAGAGCGCUGUUUCGAUUUAGUUUUUAUUCUAACCUUGAUGGGAAUGGUUAUCGUGUCCCGGGAGUUGCACUGAACAGCUGUUUCCAGCAGCUGUUCUCAGCCAAGGCUGCAUUUUUUUUUUUUGUAUGGAAUACGAAAUAAAAGGAACGGUGAGACUUUG
Messenger RNA from Cygnus olor (mute swan), 4376 nucleotides. It is a transcript of the gene TCOF1, whose product is annotated as treacle ribosome biogenesis factor 1. The coding region runs from base 66 to 3308 and encodes 1080 amino acids. The record is from RefSeq and is a predicted model, not a curated record. Lineage: Eukaryota; Metazoa; Chordata; Aves; Anseriformes; Anatidae. Gene Ontology annotation, molecular function: protein binding. The transcript has 16 exons.